AUGGCAUUCUCCUGGUCAACCUGUGGCCACUCCGUUCCCAAGCUGAACAUCCGUCUACUGUGCCUGUUCGGGAUGUGGCCACUGUGCGAUUCGCCGCUGUAUAACUUCUACAGCCCCCUCGUCUUGACGCUGGGCGUUUGGAACUACAUGGAAGGCGCUCUGGCCGUCGGCUACAGCGGAGCUGAUCGUGAAGAGACGACGCUGGUCCUGAUUAACUCUUUCACGACCUGCAGUGGACUCGUCAAGGGCAUACUGUUCGUGUGGGACAGGCAGCAGUAUUACGCCAUGGCGCAUUGUCUCAACGCGCUGGUGUCGAAACAAAGUGAGGCCUGUUCCAAGGACACCACCAUGGCCGACAUCCUCCAGAACUCGUGCAAACGUGCGAGCCGCGUUUCACUGGCCAUUGUCCUGUCCUUGGUCGUGCAGUCGAUCGUGUGGUUCCCAAUGCCGUUGAUCCUGCAUCCGGGCGAACGUCGCCUUCCGCUCGUCCAGCACUACUGGGCCGGCAACAAUACCUACUACGCACUGUCGAACAUCGUGCAGUGUUGCGCAGCCAACCAUCUGUGCCACAUUAGCAUCGGCAUGGACUGUCUUCUAGCAACAGUAAUGAUUUUGGUGGCCGCGCAGUUGAACGUCGUCACAAUUCGUAUAGCCGCCCUGAGCUCAGAGCAGGCUGACGCGGAACUGGGAGUUAAAUACCGUUUCGAGGGUUCACACGCUUCGUCUCAGGACAGGCUGUACAGAGAUUUGUGCCUUUGCAUUGAAAGCCAUCAACAAAUUCUACGGUUCGUCAAAGAUCUGCAACGACUAAUGGAUCCCAUUCCAAUGACUCAGUUCGUCUUCAGUGUCCUCGCUGCGUGCGUGGCGCUCUUUCAGGCAACAUACACGACAGAGCUCGCCGCAGUGUUCCAGUGCGUGGCCUUCCUUCCGGUGCCUGGAGGCCAAGUCUUCCUGUACUGCUGGGCAGCUCACAGCGUGACCGAAGAGGCAGAAGCGGUAUCGACGGCAGGGUACAGCUGCUCCUGGGUGGGGUCGAGCGCGGCCUUCAAGCGCGCCCUCCGCCUGCUGCUGUGCCGCGCCCAGAAGCGCCUCGUCCUCACUGCCGGCUACUGCUACGCCAUCGACAGGGCCGCCUUCCUCUCGUUGGAUAAUGCAUCAUACUCCUACUAUGCUCUCCUGGGCCAAAUGAAUGGACGCUAG
This is a messenger RNA of Schistocerca serialis cubense, 1200 nucleotides long. Its product is annotated as odorant receptor 2a-like. Gene Ontology annotation, molecular function: odorant binding; olfactory receptor activity. The transcript is spliced from 5 exons. NCBI's taxonomy places the organism in Eukaryota, Metazoa, Arthropoda, Insecta, Orthoptera, Acrididae. Bases 1 to 1200 code for a protein of 399 amino acids. Gene Ontology annotation, biological process: sensory perception of smell; detection of chemical stimulus involved in sensory perception of smell. The record is from RefSeq and is a predicted model, not a curated record. Gene Ontology annotation, cellular component: plasma membrane.